UUGUCUCUCCGCUAUAAAUUCCCUUGGCAGUGUAGACAUCCGGUGUGCUUCCAAGCCUCAACUACUCUCUACCUCUACAUUUCUGAGUAAUAAUGGUUAAUGAAAAGGAACAAAAAUUGCAAAAUGACCCAACUAUGGUUCGUAUUGAACCCCAGAGAAGAAAGAACAAUCUUCCCAACUUCUUGCUAUCCGUCAGACUCAAGUAUGUUAAGCUUGGUUAUCACUACUUAAUCUCCAACGCUCUAUUUCUCCUGCUUAUAUUACUUCUUUGCAUUAUAUUGAGUCAUCUAUCGACAGUAACCUCUGAGGAAAUCUUUCAGCUCUGGACCAUACUUGAGUUCCAUACAGCGACUAUUCUUGUAUCCUCGGUUUCCAUCAUUUUAAUAUUUACCAUUUACUUGUUGAAUCGCCCGAGAAAAGUUUACUUGGUGAACUUUGCAUGUUACAAGCCUGAACUAGCUCGGAUGUGCAGUAGAGAAGUUUUCAUGCAAGUAUCUGCACAGACGGGGAAAUUCACAGAGGCAAGUUUAGCCUUUAAAAAGAAAAUCCUAGAGAGAUCGGGGUUUGGACAGAUGACUUAUGGACCAAAAGCCUUGAUGGAGAUCCCUCAAAACCAGUCUAUGGCGGAGGCGAGAAAGGAGACAGAAGCAGUGAUAGUUGGAGCAAUCGACGAGCUCUUGGCAAAAACUGGAAUAAAUCCUAGAGAGAUAAGUAUUCUUGUGGUGAAUAGCAGUUUGUUUAAUCCAACACCUUCUUUAUCAGCCAUGGUAGUGAAUCGCUACAAGCUGAGAGGGAAUAUUUUGAGCUAUAAUCUAGGUGGCAUGGGCUGCAGUGCAGGACUUAUUUCUAUUGACCUCGCCAAACAACUUUUACAGGUGCACCCCAACUCCUAUGCUCUAGUUGUGAGCACAGAGAACAUUACCAAGAAUUGGUAUACUGGCAAUGACCGAUCCAUGCUUGUCACAAACUGUUUAUUUCGAGUGGGCGGGGCUGCCGUCCUCCUAUCCAACCGAUCAUCUGAUCGCAGUCGCUCCAAGUAUCAACUACUUCACACCCUUCGCACCCACAAAGGCGCUGAUGAUAGAUGUUAUAAUUGUGUCUUCCAGCAAGAGGAUGAGACUCAAACAGUCGGAGUGACACUCUCAAAAGACCUUAUGGCUGUUGCCGGAGAAGCCCUUCAAGCAAAUAUCACCACCCUCGGCCCAUUAGUUCUUCCGCUGUCAGAGCAACUUUUAUUCUUCGCAACUCUAGUUGCCAGAAAAUUUUUUAAAAUGAAGAUUAAGUCAUACAUUCCCGAUUUCAAGUUGGCUUUCGAGCAUUUCUGUAUUCAUGCAGGAGGGAGAGCGGUGUUAGAUGAACUAGAGAAAAGCCUUGAUCUCAGCGAAUGGCAUAUGGAGCCUUCAAGAAUGACUCUUUACAGGUUUGGGAAUACUUCAAGUAGUUCUUUGUGGUAUGAACUGGCUUAUUCUGAGGCCAUGGGGAGGAUGAAGAAAGGUGAUCGAACAUGGCAAAUUGCAUUUGGUUCAGGAUUCAAGUGUAACAGUGCCGUGUGGAAGGCGUUGAAGACCAUCAAACCUGCCGAGGAAAAGAAUCCAUGGAUGGAGGAGGUGGAUAAUUUUCCUGUUCAAGUGUCAAAAGUAGCAUCAAUUGCUUUCUAAACCUACUUCUCUUUCAUGUCAGGAACAGUAGUUAUUGCAGUAUGUGACUAUGUCAACUAGUAUUAAUAUUAUAUACUUAGAGUGUGUGUUAAGGCUAUAUAGUGAUUCUCUUUCUUCUGAGAGGGAAAGCGGCAUGCUCGAAUUAGAAUUUAAUUAGCAAGAUGAAUUAAUAUUGGCUCCAUCUGAAGUGAAUAAGGAGCUCUCAGAUAAGAUAAGUUGUUUCCAGUCACAUGAAUAAUGCAUUGAUUAUUAAGUA
This is a messenger RNA of Pistacia vera, 1914 nucleotides long. Its product is annotated as 3-ketoacyl-CoA synthase 20-like. The record is from RefSeq and is a predicted model, not a curated record. The transcript is spliced from 3 exons. Gene Ontology annotation, cellular component: membrane. Gene Ontology annotation, molecular function: acyltransferase activity, transferring groups other than amino-acyl groups. NCBI's taxonomy places the organism in Eukaryota, Viridiplantae, Streptophyta, Magnoliopsida, Sapindales, Anacardiaceae. Gene Ontology annotation, biological process: fatty acid biosynthetic process. The coding region runs from base 93 to 1658 and encodes 521 amino acids.